Molecule: messenger RNA, 1285 nt
Organism: Mangifera indica (mango)
Lineage: Eukaryota; Viridiplantae; Streptophyta; Magnoliopsida; Sapindales; Anacardiaceae
Product: rRNA-processing protein FYV7
Exons: 5
Coding region: 477-1073 (198 amino acids)
Cellular component (GO): nucleus
Source: RefSeq, a predicted model, not a curated record
CCUUGAUUGAAGCAAAGCAAUUGUAUUUUAAUAGAAACACGGCGGGGGAAAAUCAUAUAAAUUCACCUACUAACUAUCAAUUUUUUCGAGUUAGGGCAUUAAAUUUGUUAUUCAUGUGGGUGGACCAUAUCAAGUCGAAGUAAAAAGGGCACCGUAUCUUCGCUCUCCUUCGCCCUUUACACUGCAAUUUGUAGGGUACCCUAAACUUAACCAUCACCUCUACGUCGUCGUCACGAAACCUCUCCGUCGUCGUCACGAAUCCUCUCCGUCUCCGGCGUCUCAACUCUUGACCGUCGCCCUCGUCUCGAAGUGUCAACGAACUCAUCUCGGCGUGAGCUCUCCUCCUCUCCGGCGUCUCGAAAUCUGCGAAGUCUGUAACAACCGUCCUCAUCUGUGCACUUAAUCUGAAUUUUGCUGAGCAGCUCAAGUGUGGUGUGACGGACCUCAAUUGCUUGGUGGUUUGAAUUCUUGCAACCAUGAAGCAUCGGGACUCCAAAGAUGCAAAAAAAUUUGGCAAAAUCAACGGCUCAACAUCGAGCAUGGGCAACAACAGGAAGAAGAAGAACAUGCAGAGAUUGGGUGGGUCCGGCCUCUCUCUCGAAGCCUUUGCUAAUGCCAAAUCAAUGAGCAACAAGUACAAUCCUGCAUUCAAAAAGAAGCAGAGGGAAUUCUACAAGAAUGCUAAGCGUGUGAGCAAGUAUAAGAAGUCACUGAAACAACAGAAUCAACAGAAUGAUAAUUCCUUGGCCAUAAGACCUGUAGAGGAUCAAGCUCAAACUAGAGAUGUUGAUGAGAAGAAUAUAAAGAACAAGAAGAAGAAGAAGAAGAAACCAAGUAUGGAAGAAUUGUAUAUGAAGAAGCGUGAAGAAAUUGAGCAGGCAAGAAUACAGAAGGAGGCAAUUAUUCAGGCAAAGAAGGAAGAGAGAGAAAAGGCUGAAGCUGAAAGGAAGGCAACAAGAGCGAAGAUGUUCAAAAAAACGAAAUAUGGCCAGCCUGUGAUGAAGUAUAGGAUUGAACAUCUUUUGCAGACCAUUCAAAGUUCUAGCAAAAACUCAGUUAAUAGCAGUAACUAGUUUGAAAUUCUGCAUCUUUAGCUUGUUUACCUUAUUCAUGAAAAUGGUAGCACAAACUGAUGUGGAUAAGAAAUCUUGAAUUAUUUUGUUGAAACUAGAUAGAUAUAAGUUCAGCUGUAAUAGUUUUCUAGGUCGAGGAGAUUUUAGUUCAAGAAAAAACAAACAUCUGUUGUAGCUUGUUUUGAUAAUUAAUAAAUUGAAGUUGAGUGGCA